Molecule: messenger RNA, 3723 nt
Organism: Homalodisca vitripennis (glassy-winged sharpshooter)
Lineage: Eukaryota; Metazoa; Arthropoda; Insecta; Hemiptera; Cicadellidae
Product: FACT complex subunit spt16-like
Biological process (GO): positive regulation of transcription elongation by RNA polymerase II; transcription elongation by RNA polymerase II
Cellular component (GO): FACT complex
Molecular function (GO): nucleosome binding
Source: RefSeq, a predicted model, not a curated record
AUGGGAAUUGAGUUCCGAGAGAGUUCACUGACUAUUGGGCCCAAGACUCUUGCGGUAGCACGAAAAGGGCAAGUUUAUAACCUCAAUGUUGGACUGUCAAACUUGGUCAACAAGGAGGCAUCUGAUAAGGAGGGCAAGGUCUACGCCCUUUUCAUCGGUGACACAGUCCUCGUCAACGAAGGCCAACCCGCAACGCUGAUGACUCAGAGCAAGAAGAAGCUGAAGAACGUCGCCAUGUUCGUGAAGCAGGAUAACGACGAGGAAGAGGAUGAGAAGGAGAACGAACCAAAGCCCGAGCCCUUGACAGGACGGGGUCGCCGGACGGCUGUGCUGGAGUCCAAACUUAGGACGGAUUCAUCGUCAGAAGAGAAGCGGAAGCAGCACCAGAAGGAGUUGGCUGCGCAGCUGAACGAGAUUGCGCGACAGAGGUUGGCUGCUCAGUCCGGCGGUGGGAAGGAGGCGAAGGUGCGCCGCUCUAAUGUCAGCUACAAGAGUCGCAAUCAGAUGCCCAACGAACCCGAAGUCAAGCAGCUAAAGAUAUUUGUUGACAAAAAGUACGAGACCGUUAUACUACCUGUGUUCGGGAUUCCGGUUCCAUUCCACAUCUCUACAAUCAAGAACAUCUCCCAGAGUGUAGAGGGAGACUACACCUAUCUGCGUAUCAACUUCUUCCACCCCGGAGCCACCAUGGCGAGGAACGAGGGCUCUGUCUUCGCCACCCCUGACGCUACCUUCGUUAAGGAAGUCACAUAUCGCAGUUCCAACACCAAGGAACCCGGCGAGGUGACUGCUCCCUCCUCCAAUCUCAACAUGGCAUUCCGGCUGAUCAAAGAGGUCCAGAAGAAGUUCAAGUCGAGGGAGGCCGAGGAGAAGGAGAAAGAGGAUCUCGUGCAGCAGGAUACCCUCAUCAUGUCCAACAACAAGAGCAAUCCCAAGCUGAAGGACCUCUACCUGCGCCCGAACAUCGUCGCCAAGCGGAUGACAGGUACACUGGAGGCUCACAGCAACGGGUUCCGUUACACCUCGGUGCGCGGGGACAAGGUGGACAUACUGUACAACAACAUCAAGAACGCCUUCUUCCAGCCGUGCGACUCCGAGAUGAUCAUCCUUCUCCAUUUCCAUCUCAAGCACGCGAUAAUGUUCGGCAAGAAGAAGCAUGUAGACGUGCAGUUCUACACAGAGGUGGGAGAGAUCACAACGGACUUGGGGAAGCACCAGCACAUGCACGACCGAGACGAUCUGGCCGCGGAGCAGAGCGAACGUGAGCUGCGAAACAAGCUCAAGCAGGCCUUCAAGAGCUUCACAGAGAAGGUGGAAACGAUGACGAAGCAAGAGAUCGAGUUCGACACGCCCUUCAGAGACCUCGGGUUCCAAGGUGCGCCCUUCCGUAGUACAGUGCUGCUCCAGCCCACCAGUGGCUGCCUCGUCAACCUGACGGAAUGGCCCCCUUUUGUUAUCACACUGGAAGACAUUGAGUUGGUCCACUUUGAGCGAGUCCAGUUUCACCUCAAGAACUUCGACAUGAUUUUUGUAUUCAAGGACUACCACAGGAAAGUGGCCAUGGUCAACGCCAUCCCCAUGAACAUGCUGGAUCACGUCAAGGAAUGGCUCAACUCCUGCGACAUCCGCUACUCCGAGGGUAUUCAAUCACUGAACUGGACAAAGAUUAUGAAGACCAUCACAGACGACCCCGAAGGCUUCUUCGAGAGUGGUGGCUGGACCUUCCUUGACCCUGAGAGUGAUGAUGAGGAGAAUCAGGAGGAUGAGGAGGAGGAGGAAGACGAGGCAUACGAGCCAACCGAUAUUGAAUCUGAAGAAGAAUCGGAUGAUGACUCGGAGUACUCUGAAGCUUCAGAAGACAGCGGGGACACAGAAGACGUGGGCAGUUCGGACGAGUCCGGCAAGGAUUGGUCGGAUCUGGAGAGGGAAGCAGAGGAAGAGGACAGAGAGAGACAGGACAACUUCCAAGAUGAGUACACCAGCAGCAAGGGUAAAAAGAGAGGACACGGCAAGGACCAUUCUCCCGACAAGAAACACAAGUCAGACAGGCACCAUUCCUCAUCUUCAUCAUCUAAACACAAAAGUAGUUCCUCCGGCCACAAAGAUUCACACAAAAGCAAAUCUUCACACCACAGCAGUUCAUCGAGCAAGGACAGGCACCACGACAGGCACAAGUCCUCGUCCUCGUCGAAGAGCCCGAGUAAACACAGUUCUUCAGGAGAUAAACACAAGAGCUCCAGCUCUCACGGCAAGAGUUCCAGCUCUCACAACAAGAGCUCCAGCUCUCACAGCAAGAGCUCUAGCUCACACAAGAGCUCAAGUUCACACAAGACGCCUGACAAGCACAAAAGCUCCAGUUCCAGUGACAAGAAACGUUCCAGGGAGGACUCGAGUCCUGACAAGAGCCACAAGAAGUCCAAGAAGUAAGUAAACGCCACGAAGAACAUUCUCCCAGUGUUGUGAUGAAAUUGAACAAUGUUUCUCGAGAAGGCACUGCUUAUGUACAUUUCACUACUGAAGCCUGACUAGGACCCUAAGUUAUUUUGUAUUCUCUAGCAUAUUCAUUUCCAAUCUCUCAGAGCGAUCGUUACAACUCCGGUGCAGUGAAAGUAUAGUGUACAAGAAUUUGUGAAAUUCCAGUGUAUAAGUGUACAGUGUUGUGUUUUUGUUUACCCUCGGACGAUAAACUAUCUGUUUCUUUGUUGUGGUUACAUAGAGAACGUAAAUCACGUCUGAGAGCGACUUUUAUUGUUUGUUCUCGACAGAAAUGUCUGGAACAGUUGAUCUGUUCUGCUACAAGUAUUGGCUAUAUUGUUGUGGGUUCUCAAAUAAAACUCAACUUCUACCCGUGUUUAGACCUCUUUAGUGUUUUAAUGUUGAAACAUUCCUCUGCUAAUUGUCUACAGUACUCUGCCACCUGUACUGGAGGAAGUACAUGAUCUACUAAAGUAUAGUCUAAUUGUUUUAAAGAGUUUACAAUGAACGAUGUAUAUACACUGUACUGUGUUGGCAAUGGUGCAAUGUACGGCCAAACAUUUGUAAAUUUAAUUACUGUAUUAAAAUUGAAAAAUGAUUUAUAAUUGCACAAUUUGUUUUAAAUUUUGAAAUUGCACAUUUCUAACCUACUCAGCUCUACGAUAAAUGAUAAUGUUUUGAAAGUGACCUUAAUUCCACUGUAAAAAUACAAGAAAGACCUUUUAUAUAUCUGAAAAGUGUUAUACAUAUGCAUAGUGUUAACAGUCUUGAUGGGUUCAACACUGAAGUUUUUAUUUUAUAAACAAUAGUUUCAACUUUUAGUUAGUUAUUAAUUUAAUAGCAAAUAAACUGAGAGCGAUAUUAAUUAUACUGAUUUACUAUAAAAAAAAUAUUGUAUACUAUUUUUAACAGUAGCCAGGGUAGAACUACUAUAUACUGUAUAUACACAAUGAGUUUAUAAAGUAUCCUAUAGCAAUUUCUAAUACUAAAGUAUACAUGGAUACUGUUAAUAGGUCACUGAUGUAUCCUGAAAAUAAAAACGCCAUUUUAAAACUGAUCCAGACUUGAAUUUGCUUGAGGCUCAGUUGGCAACAGUUGGAUUUACCAGAUCUUGUUCACUGUACACCUUGUGCAUGUAACCAUUUAUGUGUACAUUAUGCUCUCAGUUCACUUACUGUAAGGAUACCUCUGUCUGUUAUAAGUUAACCGAUGAUUAGUUGUAUCGUAAUACACAGUUUUUUUUACAGA